Molecule: messenger RNA, 1793 nt
Organism: Sphaeramia orbicularis (orbiculate cardinalfish)
Lineage: Eukaryota; Metazoa; Chordata; Actinopteri; Kurtiformes; Apogonidae
Gene: stard3nl
Product: STARD3 N-terminal like
Exons: 9
Coding region: 322-1017 (231 amino acids)
Biological process (GO): cholesterol transport
Cellular component (GO): endoplasmic reticulum membrane; late endosome membrane; endoplasmic reticulum-endosome membrane contact site
Molecular function (GO): cholesterol binding
Source: RefSeq, a predicted model, not a curated record
UCGCGCGUCAGUUUGUUUCACUCCAUCCUGUCGGAGCGGACGACAGGGAAACAGAUGACUGGUCCGGUGCAUUCAGGCUGAAACCUGACAACUCAACCCUCCGGCGACCUGUCUAAAGAAGGAAACGAGGAUAAAAGGCAGAAAAGCAAAACUAGAAGAUGCAGUGAUGCCGUUUCCCUUCACCGUCCACAACCUUUAACUCACAGCGGCUUCCAGCCAACGCCAACCCAGAUGCCCCGCCUCUUCUGGUUUUGAAUAAACCUUCUGAGCACUGUCAAGUGGGCGGGUCCAGCCCUGCACACGGAGGGGGUGUGGCCGGCGAUGGACAGCCGGUGCAGCAGCAUCGAUUCACGUCUGAAUGGCAGAGGGGCGGGGUCUGUCACCACCACGCCAGUCUCUGCGCGAAUCGAAUCGUAUGAGGCCGCGGAGAAGAAGUGCAUCUCGGACGUGAGGAGGACCUUCUGCCUCUUCGUGACCUUUGACCUCUUGUUCAUCACCCUGCUCUGGAUCAUAGAGCUCAAUGUGAACGGCGGCAUUCAGAAAGAGCUGAAUAAGGAAGUCCUGCACUACGACUACAACGCCUCCUUCUUCGACAUAUUUCUCCUGGCUGUUUUCAGGUUUGCUGCUCUCAUCCUGGCCUAUGCCGUUUGCAAACUCCGACACUGGUGGGCCAUCGCAGUCACCACUGCAGUCAGCUGCGCCUUCUUAAUUGUUAAAGUCAUCAUAUCAAAGCUGCUGUCUCACGGGGGCGCCUUUGGGUACCUGUUGCCCAUCAUCUCCUUCGUGUUGGCCUGGUUGGAAACGUGGCUACUGGACUUCAAAGUUCUGCCUCAGGAGGCAGAAGAUGAAAACAGAUAUCAGACGUUGCUGGGGGCCGCAGACCGGGCCCCCCUCCUGUGUCCGGGGCCUUUAUCUGAUGGACAGUUCUACUCUCCGCCUGAGUCUCUGGCAGACUCCGAUGAAGAACUGGACGAUAAACAUGAUCCAGAAAAAGGGCUCAUUCAGCAGGUGACCUAACAGCUGACAGGAUCUAAACCUCCAAGAGGAAGGUCUUCUCCUGCCGGGCGACCAAGGGAAAAUUCUGCCUUACACAUUCUGUCCUGUUCGUUUUUAUUCGUGUCAAACUGGUCUGUGUACACCAACACCUACAAGCGCACUUCAGUUUCCCGACAUUCUGCAUGAACGUCGGAAACGAGAAGCGCCACAAAAAAGUGAAAACUGUAUUAUUUUAUGUCCUUUAUUUUCUACACUGAAUGAACUAUUAAUGGGUAUUUUGCACGUCUUGUCUGAGACUUUCAGGCUGUGGAUCAGAAUUAAAACUGUUGAAACAGUUUUUUUGUUCUUUUCUUUUCAGUGGUAAUGUCUUAAAUUUUGAAUGUUUACUUUUCUUUUAUAAUUCAGGCACUUGGGUUAGAAGUCACUGUAACCAGACAAAAUGAACUAUGUAUGGGCCAGUGUUGAUCUUACAGUUUAUGAAGGAAUAUUUAUCAUUUGUGGAUUUAAAAAGUAGAUUUAAUUAAAUCUUGGAUUAUUAUUUCAGGUCAUUAAAGAACUGAACUAACCUGCAUGAAACAUGGGAACUCUAUCGUUAGUGUCUGGAAAUAUUACUGGUAUAAUCAACAACUGUAUGAUCUGUAACCUGCUCUAAAAGCUGCUCUGAUGGAAACUUAAAAACAGAUGAGGAGGAAACGAGUGUACAUACGUUCAUGCAUGCCUCAAAAGCCUGCUGGGGUUGUUUUUAUGAAAAGCUUGUCUGUAAAAGGAAAAGACAAAAAACAUGAUUUACAACAUGA